Messenger RNA from Trichomonas vaginalis G3, 780 nucleotides. RefSeq lists its product as uncharacterized. The transcript has a single exon. The record is from RefSeq and is a predicted model, not a curated record. Lineage: Eukaryota; Parabasalia; Trichomonadida; Trichomonadidae. The coding region runs from base 1 to 780 and encodes 259 amino acids.
AUGCAGAACGAACAGUUAAACGAAUUUACUCCAGCAGAGCAUAUUCAUCAGAUUCGCUCAUAUUUCGAUAUCAUAGACAAUGCAGUUCAAAUUGGUGACACUAAUAGAAAAUAUUCUGACGCAAAGAUUCCAUCACAACCUGGAACUGCUAAAGAUAACACAUGGGUAACAUUCAAUCUCUCACCUCCUGGUGAAAAUAUGUUGGACCUUUACAAUACAUUCAUUACGUAUAAAAUGGAAGGUCAAUUUAUUGUAGAUAAAGAAAUUGGUUCAGGUUCCAAUAAAACAAACCCACCAGGAUUUUGGAUUGGUUUCGAUGACGCUUUCUAUGCAGUUGCUGGAUAUCAAAUCCUUGCAAAUGGUCGUAUCGUAUAUUCUCAAGACAACGCAAGAGAAGAAGCAUAUAUAACUUCAAACUCACAAACUACCGAACAAAUAAAGAAAGUAGAUGUUUUCUCAAAGACUCGACAUGAAGAUGUAUGGAGUCAUUCGGGAACAUGCAGAACAGGACAAAUUGUUAGUGGUCCAAUUACAGCAGGAAAAUCAUUUGAUUUUAAGCUUCGUUUAAGAAUUCCUGUUAGAAGAUUCCUUCCAUUAGAAGCUAUUCGAUUUAUUCCAGCUUUUGCAGGAAACAUUCAGCUUAAAGUAAAGUUCAGUAGCGACGCCUUACAAUGCACAUCUAUAUCUGUAAAUGAUAUCAUUGCUUUCAAUCCAACUCUUAAAGUUGCAUUUGCUUCAGAUUCAAAUCCACCGACAAAUAAAUUUUGUUCCAUGGAAUGA